This is a messenger RNA of Lactuca sativa (garden lettuce), 1464 nucleotides long. Lineage: Eukaryota; Viridiplantae; Streptophyta; Magnoliopsida; Asterales; Asteraceae. The record is from RefSeq and is a predicted model, not a curated record.
UAUGAAAUUGAGUACAUAGGAAUCAAACAUAGGAAUCAAACAUAGGAAUUUUAUUUUUUUUUUUAUUUUUUUUGAUUUCUUAUUGAUUUGACUAACGAUUGUAUGAAAUUGAGUACAUAGGAAUCAAACAUAGGAAUUUUUUUUUUUUUUUAUUUUUUUUGAUUUCUUAUUGAUUUGACUAACGAUUGUUUUUUUUUUUUUGUUUUCUUAUUGAGUACAUAGGAAUCAUAAUCUUUGCUUAAUUGUUUUUUUUUUGUUCAUUCAUGAUGUAUUGUUGUUGAAUAUCUUAAACUUAUUUGUUGAUUAUGUUGGAAUAUGAUUAAUCUUUGUAGCUAAAGUAUGUAUUCUAUAUUUUUUUUUUGUUAUUAGCAAUGGGAGAUAAACAUACAUGGACCAAUGAGCAAACAAAAUGCUUAUUGCAAACUUGUAUUGAAGAAGUGCAAACCGUGGGUAGAAAAGGUUUGAGUUUGCACAAACAAUCAUGGCACAAGUUAGGAACAACUAUUAAGGAAAAGUAUGGCGUGGAUUUGAAUCAACGACAAUUAAAAAACGCCUAUGAUAACCUUAAAGCCAAAUACACAGGAUGGUUAUACUUAAGAAACAAAACUGGAAACCUUUACAACCCACAAACAAAUACUUUUAACUUAACAAAUGAGGAGUGGGAGGACUUUAAAAAGGGACAUCCGAAAGCUGCUUCUUUGAAAACCGUCCCAUUAUUGUUUCCAGAGCUUUGUGCAGAACUCUUUGAUGGAAGCAGUGCAUCUGGUAAUCUCAGCUAUGCCACAUCCCAAACACCAUCGGGAUCAUCUUCUUUCCAUGGCGCACCAUUACAGCUUUUGGACGCGCCUUCCAUUAACAUAGAUGAAGAUGAUUUUUUUUCCAAUCAUACAAGUGAACAUUUUACUCAGACUCCACCUUCUGCUGCUUCACCUUCUGCUGAUUCACCUUAUGUUGCUUCACCUUCUGGUAACCCCAACAAAAGGGCUAAACCUUCAACUCCUAGACCUCGAGCUCCCAGUGCCUCACCUGAUCCACCUUCUUGUGCCUCGCCUAAAGCUUCUAUUACUGCUGAUGAUUUAGCACUGGAGAUGCAAAAAGCUCUACGCCAUUUGACUCAAGGGCCAACAAUUCCCCAGUGUUUAGAGAAGCUUGAGUUGCUCGAGUUAGACCCAAUAGACCCUAUACGAUUUGCUGCGUAUCACAUUUUUGGAGGGACCAUGAAUAUUAGAGAGAUGUGGGUAAAUUUGCCUAAUGAUCCACAAAUAUUAAGAGGAUGGAUCGAGAUGACAGCUACAAGUUUAGGAGUUUUAAAGGAUGGAAAGAUUGUUCGUUAAGUUUAUAUGUUAUUUGGUUAUUUGCUACUUGGGAUUUAUGAUAUGUUUUGGUACUUGAAUGUUAUUUUGUUAUUUGGUACUUGAAUGUUAUUUGGUUAUUUGCUACUUGGGAUUUAUGAUAUGUUUUUUG